Messenger RNA from Microtus oregoni (creeping vole), 568 nucleotides. RefSeq names its product lymphocyte antigen 96 (gene Ly96). The record is from RefSeq and is a predicted model, not a curated record. The coding region runs from base 6 to 530 and encodes 174 amino acids. Gene Ontology annotation, biological process: toll-like receptor 4 signaling pathway; positive regulation of lipopolysaccharide-mediated signaling pathway; innate immune response. Gene Ontology annotation, molecular function: Toll-like receptor 4 binding; lipopolysaccharide immune receptor activity; lipopolysaccharide binding. Gene Ontology annotation, cellular component: lipopolysaccharide receptor complex. NCBI's taxonomy places the organism in Eukaryota, Metazoa, Chordata, Mammalia, Rodentia, Cricetidae. The transcript is spliced from 5 exons.
GUCCGAUGGUCUUCCUUGCGUGUGUAAAGUGUUGGCGAUAUCACAUCAUGUUGCCAUUUAUUCUCUUCUCUACGCUGCUUCCUCCCACGUUUGCCAAAUCUGAGCAACAGUGGUUCUGCAACUCCUCCGACACGACUAUUUCCUACACCUACUGCGAUAACAUGAAAUCUUACCCCAUUUUGAUUACUUCUGAACCCUGUAUAACAUUGAAGGGAACCCGCGGAUUUGUAUAUGUUAACUUCAUUCCAAGAAGAGACUUAAAAAAAUUAUACUUCAGCCUCUCCGUUCAUGUCAACUCCGUAAAGAUACCAGUGCGCAAAGAAAUUAUUUGCCAUGGAUAUGAUGAUGAUUAUUCUUUCUGCAGAGCUCUGAAGGGAGAGACUGUGAAUACAAGAGUACCAUUUUCCUUCAAGGGAGUAAUAUUUCCUAAGGGCCGAUACAAGUGCAUUGCGGAAGCCAUUGUAGGGGAUGAUCAAGAAAGGCUGUUCUGUUUCAAUUUUACUAUCGUUCACGGUACUAAUGUCAAGUAGAAUAAACUCAGAAUAUAUAUAUCUUUAUUUUUGGAAAA